CGCCGGGUAAAGCCUCUCCUAUGCGCUCUUCCCUCCCUCAGCCCGCAGAAAACAGUGAAACCCUCCCAUAGAGGUGAGAGCGCAGAUGUCAUGAGAAAAGCGACCACACGACCAGAGCGCAACGACCGACGCACCGACCGACCUCAGCCCGCCUCCAUGCGCCCCAGUCUGGGAUGCUUUUAGCGCAGAGACGCCUCCACUCAGGGCAGCCAGUGGACGUCGACGCAGAUCAUCAACACUCUUUUCGUUGUUGUUGUUAUUAUUAACCGAGGAUCUUUCCCCACGCAUCCCCCACCCCCACCCCCACCCCCCAUUUUAAAGUGUUUAUGUUUGUUUCUUCAUGACUGCUGCUUUGGGAAGCGAGCCUCAGCACCAGCUCCAGCAACACCAACACCAUGCGAGCCCAAAUCGAAGUUAUACCUUGCAAAAUCUGCGGAGACAAAUCAUCAGGUAUCCACUAUGGAGUCAUUACGUGUGAGGGAUGUAAGGGUUUCUUCAGACGGAGUCAGCAGAACAAUGCAUCCUACUCCUGCCCCCGCCAGAGAAACUGCCUCAUCGACAGAACAAACCGUAACCGCUGCCAACACUGCCGCCUGCAGAAAUGUCUCGCCCUAGGAAUGUCCAGAGAUGCGGUAAAGUUUGGCCGCAUGUCCAAGAAGCAACGUGACAGCCUGUAUGCAGAGGUCCAGAAGCACCAGGCGCGACUGCAGGAGCAGCGGCAGCAGCAGACAGGCGAGGCGGAAGCUCUGGCACGUGUUUACUCGUCCAGCCUAACCAACGGACUGUCCACCCUUAACCAUGAGAUUGGGGGCACCUAUGCCAACGGUCACGUGAUUGAGCUGCCCAAGGGUGGCCAUGGUAACGGAGGCGGAGUCCCAGGGGGAUACUAUGGGAUGGAUUCCACCCAGCCGUCUCCAGACCAGUCAGGCUUGGACAUGUCGGGCAUGAAGCACAUAAAGCAGGAGCCGGUGUAUGACCUGACGCCAGUGCCCAACCUGUUCAGCUACGGAGGCUACCAGGACAGUCAGCUGGGACCCAAUAACGUCAGCAUGGGAGAGCUGGACCGUAUUGCUCAGAAUAUCAUCAAGUCCCACUUGGAGACAUGUCAGUACACAACAGAGGAGCUGCAGCAGCUAGCCUGGCAGACACACUCUUAUGAAGAGGUCAAGAUGUACCAGAGCAAGCCCCGGGAUGUGCUGUGGCAGCAGUGUGCCAUCCAGAUCACCCAUGCAAUCCAGUAUGUGGUGGAGUUCGCCAAGCGCAUCUCAGGAUUCAUGGAAUUGUGCCAGAACGACCAGAUCCUCCUGCUCAAGUCGGGUUGUUUGGAGGUAGUCUUGGUGCGGAUGUGCAGAGCGUUUAACCCUCUCAACAACACGGUGCUCUUUGAAGGGAAGUACGGCGGCAUGCAGAUGUUCAAAGCUCUAGGUUGUGAUGACUUAGUGAGUGCGGUGUUUGACUUUGCCAAGAGUUUGUGUUCACUGCAGCUGACAGAGGAGGAGAUCGCUCUGUUCUCAGCAGCUGUACUAAUUUCCACAGAUCGGCCGUGGCUGAUGGAGCCUCGGAAAGUGCAGAAGCUCCAGGAGAAGAUCUACUUUGCUCUGCAGCACAUUAUGCAGAAGAACCACAUGGACGAAGACGCAUUGGCUAAGCUGAUCAGCCGAAUCCCAACGUUGUCAGCCCUGUGCACGCUCCAUACCGAGGAGCUCCAGACGUUCCAGCAGCUCCACCCAGAAACAGUCAACGUCCUCUUCCCUCCGCUCUACAAAGAACUCUUCAACCCCGACCCCAACUCUGCCAUGGCCAUGCCCAAGUGACUGCUUGUGGUCCCAACGCGUCAAACGGCGUCAGCGAAGGACCAAGAAAAUAAGAAAAUAGCCACGUCGGAUGAGAUAACAGCAGCUGUGUCAAUUAUGUCAUCAUCGUGGCAACCACAUAUUCCUGAGCCCCAGCCUGAAAUGAGGCUGGGGGGUGAGGAGUCAACUGCCAGAAACGUACAGUUACCGCCAACAAUACUAGGAAUGUCCAGCACUUAUUCCAUCCUGUUCACCGAUACAGUCUGAAGAAUGUAUAUAUAAAUGAAACGCGCCCCAAACCACAACCUAAGUGGGGCUUCCUCCUGUCUCCUGAACUGAACUGACUGACCAGAAAUGUACAGACUUUAAAACAUCUAGGAACAAUUUUAAGCUGUCAAUCUUUAAAAAAAAUGGGUAAGUUAAUUUGUUUUAACUUGAAUAACUGAAAAGAAUCUCUUUUGUUUGUUUGAUUUUUUUUCACAUGAAGAAAUUGUGAAGUUGAAGAAGCUGGAUGGGGAAGGGAACUGGAUUUAGAGAAGCUAUUGUAGAUAUUCUUCUAGUGCAGAGCGGAUUCCAGUAUUACUUCUUGUUCUGUUAAAAUAAGUUAGUCCUAAUUUAAAUAUACAGUACAGCAGUCCACUGUGGCUGACUAUACCUUGUCUAUGUGUUUUUAUUUUAUUUGAUAGUUUCUUGUGUACAGAAUUUGUAAAGUUGAGACUUGUAAAAGAAUAUUGGGUAAAACCGGGAGUCGAUUCGGGUUUUGUUGAUAUAUAGAAGCCUUGUCUGGAUUUUGUUCAUAUGUAAAGAAGGUACUGCAUUCUUCUGAUGAGAACUUAUAGAAAAUGUAAAGAGAGCAUAUGAAGGAUUUAAAAAGAAAUUAAUGGCUACUAAUUUUCAAGGUGAAGAUAUAUACAUAAAUAUUCUAUUUUGCAAGUAAAAGAAUCUGGCAGAUUUGCCGUCCUAUCAAUAAUUUUUUUCUCGCUGCAAUAAUUACGUCCAAGAAAAGGUGGACUGCUUUCGAACAAUCAAUCAGAAACAACCAAUCAGAAACUAGGACCUCACAAUAAACCCCACCUCUUCCCAAAUUCCCCUCCCCCUGCCCAUUAUUUCUUAUGUAUUAGGGCCUUGACAUGACAUUUCAGCAGACAGAAGUGGACAGAAAUCACAAUGAAGAAGUGAAUUAAAAUUCCACCUAAAAAAAAAAAAAAUCAAGACAAACUUGAAUUUAACUCACAACUUGCCAAUCUUCAAAACCCUUUGUGAGUGCUGUAUGCCCUCAUCCCUCCCAUCACUAUUUGCACAAUCCAGUCGAUGGAUGUCAAUCACUCCAGGCUGUGAAUAUGAAGGACCCUUUUCUCUAAAGAGCAAUAACUUUCACACUGCCUGUCUGAUCUUACUCCUCUCGUUUUUUCCUCCUCUUCCUAUUUUCAGCUGUUCAAAACAGGGUAGCAGUUUUAACUAGAAUGCACUACUGUAUAUUUGACUCUUGAUCAUUAAUUAUGUGUAACAAUCAUCUCUAUGGAUGGUACUCAUUCCACCACAGACUCUGCAGUGUUUUUAAUGUGACAAUAUGAUCUGGGGUUAGGACAUAACACAGAGCACUGACUGAACAUAUUUUAAAGCUACAAUAUCACAUUGACAAAUCACACAGAAAGCUGAUAGACAAUCACUUUUUUGUUAGCCAUUUCAUAAUGGUGAAGAAACUAUUUGAAAAAUCAUUGAGGAUACACGUUUUAGGUUAUUUUUGAUGUUCUGCAUUCAGUCACUUGAUGUAAUGUGUGCAUUACUUUUGUAAAGACAUAUAUGAUGACAAAUCUCCAACUAAAGAGCUUCCUUUAUAAUUAGUUAUUUACCAGAAUAAGCGACCCACUACACAACAAUGGCACAAAAUUAAUCAGCUGAUGGUACUUGUACAUUUUAUUACCUAAACACUUGUUUGACAAAAUUACAAUUGUUCUGAGUGGAACUUUUUGAUCUAAGACAGCACUUUUAUGCACUAAAAGUGGAGGUCUGUUCAUUGCACAGUGGCCAAAUCUUCAACUUGCUAAAAGCGCGGACACAGUCAGACUAGUUCAUUCUAGUGCAUUCAUUACAACAAUAAAAACCCUUGAACCAUUAGCAUUUUCACCCAUACAUAUUUUCUCCACAUGGUGAACAAAACAAUGUCGAUAGCAUGGGGAACGAGCAUCAAUGUUAAACAUUAGUGAUCUGCUCACAUCCAUCUGUUCCACACUGUGUCUCAGUGAUCCAGUCACAGGAUCCUUCCUCCGACCCCUGACCCGACCCCAGAUCAGAGGCCAGUGACUCUGAAGACAAUCACUUGCUCAUUAAGGCUCAAUGCACUACACAGCAUCUCUCAGGGAGCAGCUCUUUUUCUGACUUUGCAUUAAAAGAGGGUUUAAUAUUUUUGCAAAUUUACAAAAAUGUAAUUAUAAAAGAAUAACUUUUUAGGAUAAAAAUGACAUACGCAGCCAGCGUAUGCUGGCAAUGGAAUCUGCCCAGACAAGGCUUUGAUAAGUGUGUGUCUGUGUGUAUAGAGCAUGAAUUCACUGUCCAAAUCUCUUUAUAGCCCAGACUAUAUGACAAGCAUUGUUACAUAGCACAUGAAGAAAAACAAAAAAUAAUAUCCUCUAUGUCAGUGUGCUCUUGUCACCACUGUACACUCAUGUUUACUGCUUAUUUUGCUGCUUUCGGGACAGUGAAGGAAGUCCACUAGUAAACUGUGAAUCAAGCGCCAUCACAACACCCCUGGGACAGUGAAUUACAACUCUGACUAUGAAGUUUUUGUGUGUGAUGUUUUUAUUUUCCCUUGUUAGACUGUGAAUCAGAUGGGUAGGAUGGGGUUAUGAGAGGGGAUGUGCUGGCAAGAACGAAUGGCAACGCAACACUGUAAGUAAGAAACUGUAGCAAUAAGAACUGGAGGCAUUUAAUACUGUCAUGUUUGCAUUGUAAGAUUAUUUUUUAUUUUAUUACUAUUUACUAUUAUUAUUGUUCUUAUUAUGACUACUAUUCUUCUAUUACUAUUAGCCUAUUGUUGUUCUGUUCUAUUUGCAUGACGUUUCAUUGCAAUGAAACAUUUGGGGCUUAUUUGUGUUUUCUCUUCUCAUGAUAUUGUGAGUUUCGUGGGAGGGGUUAUUGGCAAGGUAGGAGGGUUGGGUUUAGGGCAAAUUCCACGUCAAUUCAGUAAGUUCAAAGCAACUUUUUUUUUUCACAAGCUGAAAGAAUUUUUAAAUAAAAUGCUCUUAUUUAUACACCACCAAUUUAAAAUUUGUUGCUCGAUUUGAAAUGAUUUUUUCUCAACCUUUGAAUGUGUGAGUUGGUAUAACCAGUCAGUGAACGGCCCUUUCUGAACUGGCCUUAUUGAACCAGAUCAGAGACCCUUAACCUGCAGCGGGAGGGAAUGAUGUGGGGAGGGUAAUCUAUUCUGAAUGUUAUGGAGUAGCCUGUUCAGUGUGAGGGGCUGAAUGCAUCAUGCGCCUUUACCACUCCAUCAACACAGGCCGACAUCGCAGAGCGCACAAUAAUACUAGUCGUCGUUCUAUAUGACGGCUCGGACAAAUUGCGCAUACAUUUUUAAUUAACUUGGUUUGAAAUGCAUUUCCUACACUUAGUCAAAUACACUCCAUCUCCUCCUCCCUUUCCUGAGAAAACCUGUGUGUGUGUGUGUGCGUGAGACAGAGAAACAGAAAGAAUGAGAUGAUGAUUGCGCUACCAAUGCUUUGUAAACUUUCUUGAUGGUUGGAGUAGUGUUGAAAUUUGUUAAUUUAUUGUUUAGAAUGUCUUUGCAUCCCAGCAAGAGCAAAUAAAACAAAAUGUAGCAAUCUGUAACCGAAACCUAAAAAGGUGCUUGGGCUACAGAACCACUUUUACACAGGAAACAAAACAAAAAAAUACAAUAAAAUGAUUUGUUUGUUUUCAAAGUGCCAUAGCUAGUUAGGAGAGAAAGGACUGGCAGAGUGGGGCGUAGAUGCUUUACUGUGUGAGUUUACUUGAGAAACCAAUCAAAAAAGGGGAGCUCCAAGGAAAAUGUGUAUUUGAUUACACUGACAAACCGUUUUUACAUUUUAUGCUUUUCUCAUUUGGUGAGAGGGGACUCUGCUGGACUCUGAACUCUGACUCUGCUAUAAAUCCAUGAGCUCUGCUGUAGAUUUUUUAUUUUCACAAGAAUGAAAGCGUGUGUGUGUGUGUGUGUGUGUGUGUGUGUGUGUGUGUGUGUGUGCGCAUGCAUUAAUUUGCAUUAAAGAGAAGCCACAAACACCCACAUUUGAUGGAUCAGAAUGGGUUGAAGUUCAGAGCUAUGCAGGGCCCUUACUGAGUCCUCCUUUGACAUGUAUAUACAAUGUGAAGGUCUGAAGUGAUUUUUGUUAAAUUCUAUAUUUUAUCGCUUUUGUAGACAUUUUGUUGUGGGAAGAAAAAAAAUAAAAGAAAUUUUAUGGGUGCA
Siniperca chuatsi (mandarin fish) is the source of this 6234-nucleotide messenger RNA. RefSeq names its product RAR-related orphan receptor B (gene rorb). The transcript has 10 exons. The coding region runs from base 396 to 1814 and encodes 472 amino acids. The record is from RefSeq and is a predicted model, not a curated record. Lineage: Eukaryota; Metazoa; Chordata; Actinopteri; Centrarchiformes; Sinipercidae. Gene Ontology annotation, cellular component: nucleus. Gene Ontology annotation, biological process: regulation of transcription by RNA polymerase II. Gene Ontology annotation, molecular function: nuclear receptor activity; RNA polymerase II cis-regulatory region sequence-specific DNA binding; zinc ion binding.